Molecule: messenger RNA, 843 nt
Organism: Acanthoscelides obtectus
Lineage: Eukaryota; Metazoa; Arthropoda; Insecta; Coleoptera; Chrysomelidae
Source: the annotation of a GenBank genome assembly
AUGUCUCAACAUUUUCGCGCCAUAAUUUAUUACAACUUUCAGAGACAAUUAUCGCAACAAGAAUGUCUUGCUGAGUUACUGUCUGUUUUCGACAACGAAGCGCCACAUCAGUCGACAAUUUCGCGUUGUCUUAGCGACGAUCCCAGGGUGGGUGCACCGAACACGGCAGUCACCCAGGAAGACGUCGAUGCUAUGCGCAAACUCAUCAUUGAAGAUAGACAUGCGUCCUUGAAGAUCUCAAAGACCUCAAUUCAAAAAAAUUUACAUGAAGAAUUAGGAGUAAGCAAAUUAGUUUCUCCAGCCAGGGUUAAGUGGUGUCAAAGGACGCUUGACCGUUUCAAUUCCGGAAACUCAAAAAAUGUGUACAGCAUUGUUAGUGGUGAUGAAUCGUGGAUUUACUGUUAUGAACCAGAAAAUAAACGACAGUCGGCUGUUUGGGUGUUCCAAGGUGAAGAAAAGCCAACAAUAGUCAUCCGUUCUCGAAGUGUUUCGAAAAAGAUGGUCGCGACAUUUGUGUCAAAAGCGGGUCAUAUUGCAACAAUUCCUCUUAAUGAGCAAAGAACUGUUACUGCGGAUUGGUAUACCACCACUUGUUUGCCAAAAGUCAUCACCGAGCUUCGAAAAAUCAACCCCGAAAGAAGAAUCAUCCUCCACCAAGACAAUGCAAGCUCGCACACAGCCCAAAAAACAAGGCAACGUAGAAUUAUUGGACCAUCCUCCAUACAACUGCGUGGUCAAAGGUUCCAGUCACCAGAAGAAGCAAGGAAUAGGUGCUUCGAAAAUUGGUUCGAGCGCAUGCAGAUGUGUAUUAAUCUUCGUGGAGAAUACUUCGAAAAACAAUAA